CCCUUGAACUGGCCAAUGAGAGUCUGCCGAAGCCUGCGGAUCCGCGCGUGGCCAGUCAGGGUAGAGUUUAAUGAGAUUUGGCGGCUUCUCCAGGAGGCUGGAUCACAGGUGAAGCUUUGUGGGGUUAUUGGAGGUAAAACCUGCAAAGGGAUAGAAAUCUAGGUCUGCAGUCCCUCAGAACUUCAUACUGUCACACUAGCCUACACCUGACCCUUAGAAAUUCAUCUGGCAUCUGCCCCAGGUGUCUUUGAGCUUCUCCAGGGUCCCAAAGGGAGACUCCUUAGCGAAGACUGCAGGGUCUUCCUUCUGACCCAAACAGCUCCUGUCAACUUCAAAGACCUCACCAGGUUUGGAGAACGUGGGCAGAGUAGAGUUACUGACAAGAGCCCAAGAGCAGAGGUUCAUUAUAAACAUGGCAGCUAUCCAGGACCCUCCCCAGCCAGGGGGAAAUGCCAAGGCCUGUGAGGUCCCAGUGUCAUUUGAGGAUGUGAUAGUGGAUUUCAGUAGGGAGGAGUGGCAGCAAUUGAACUCUUCUCAAAGAUGCCUGUACCAGGAUGUAAUGCUGGAAAACUACAGCCACCUGCUCUCAGUGGGAUUUGAAGUUCCCAAACCAGAGGUCAUGUUCAAGUUGGAGCAAGGAGAGGAACUAUGGAUGUUAGAGGAGGAAGUCCCACACCAGAGCUGUUUAGAUGGGACAUUUAGGACUAAGAAGUCUCAAAAAAGAAUUUCUGAAAAAGCUAUAUUUCAUAGCAAAAUGGAGGGUGAAGAUACAAGAGAUGAUUCACUAUAUUCCAUUUUAAAAGAACUGUGGCAAGAUGCUGAACAGAUAAAAAGAUAUCAGGAAAAACAGAACAACCCUCUGAGUCAUGCUACUUUUAUCAGUAAGAAAAUAUUGACUACUAAGUGGAAUUAUGAAUAUACAGAUAUUGGAAAACAAAUGCAUUCAAAACCAAAUGUUAUUCCUUCACAGAAAAGACUCCAUAAACAUGACUCAUUUGGAAAGCAUUUAAGCCACAAUUUAGACUUACAUAUUCAUAAUAAAAAUAAUGCAACAAAGAAUUUUGACAAAAUAACUGGCCAUAGUCAAAUUGUCACCCAUAGCAUUUCUUAUACUAACCAUGAAAAUGCACAUAUGGGAGCAAAAAUCUGCGAAAAUAAUCAGUGUGGAAAAGUCCUUAGCAGAAAGCAUACACUUAGUCAAAAUAUGAAAUUUCCUAUUGAGGAGAAGGCAAAAACAUGUACUGAAUUUGGGAAGCUCCUUACUCCAAAGUCACACCUUUUCACUCCUCCAAGAAUUCACAGUGUGGAAAAAACUCAUGAACUUAGCAAAUGUGUAAAUAUUUUUACAGAGAAACCACUACUCAGUAUAUAUCUGAGACUUCAUAGAAAUGAAAAAUUAUAUAUCUGUACUAAAUGCGGGAAAGCAUUCAUACAGAAUUCUGAAUUAAUGAUGCAUGAGAAAACUCAUACUAGAGAAAAACCCUACAAAUGCAGUGAAUGUGGAAAGACAUUUUUCCAGCUGUCGUCUCUACUCAGGCAUCAGACAAGUCAUACUGGAGAAAAACUCUAUGCAUGCAGUGAAUGUGGGAAAGGCUUCUCCUUGAACUCAGCCCUUAAUAUACACCGGAAAAUCCAUACUGGAGAGCGACAUCACAAAUGUAGUGAGUGUGGAAAAGCCUUUACUCAAAAGUCAACACUCAGGAUGCAUCAGAAAAUUCACACAGGAGAGAGAUCCUAUAUAUGUACUGAAUGUGGGCAGGCCUUCAUCCAGAAGGCACACUUGAUUGCACAUCAAAGAAUUCAUACAGGAGAGAAGCCUUAUGAAUGCAAUGACUGUGUAAAGUCCUUCCCUUCUAAGUCACAACUUCAGAUGCAUAAGCGAAUUCACACAGGAGAGAAACCCUACAUAUGCACUGAAUGUGGGAAGGCCUUCACCAACAGGUCAAAUCUCAAUACUCAUCAGAAGUCUCAUACUGGAGAGAAGUCUUACAUAUGUGCUGAAUGUGGGAAGGCCUUCACUGAUAGGUCAAAUUUCAAUAAACACCAGACCAUUCAUACUGGAGAGAAACGCCAUGUUUGUACUGAUUGUGGAAGGGCCUUCAUCCAGAAGUCAGAGUUAAUUACACAUCAGAGAACUCACAUUACAGAGAAGCCUUAUAAAUGUCCUGACUGUGAGAAAUCCUUCUCCAAGAAACCACACCUUAAGAUACAUCAGCGAAUCCACACAGGAGAGAAACCAUACAUAUGUGCAGAGUGCGGGAAGGCCUUUACUGACAGGUCAAAUUUCAAUAAACAUCAGACAAUUCACACUGGAGAUAAACCCUAUAAAUGCAGUGACUGUGGAAAGGGCUUUACCCAGAAAUCAGUUCUUAGUAUGCAUCGCAAUAUUCAUACCUGAAAGUAACCCCAUUUCUUCAAAACAAGAGAGCCUUAAAACAGAAGUCAAAAUUUAAGUGUAUAUUAUAAAAUUCAUCCAAGACAGAGCCCAUGUAAAUUCAUUGUAUAAAAAAUUAUUCAUCCACCACCAGAGAUGAAAAAUAUUUAAGAGGGACAAAUAUUAUUUAAAAGGGACCCUUUAAGAAUGCUUUGGUGAGCCAGGCAUCGUGGUGCCCGCCUUUAAUUCUAGCACUUGGGAGGCAGAGGCAGGUGGAUCUCUGUGAGUUCAAGGCCAGCCUGGUCUACAUAAUGAGUU
Messenger RNA from Nannospalax galili (Upper Galilee mountains blind mole rat), 2692 nucleotides. RefSeq names its product zinc finger protein 81. Bases 413 to 2398 code for a protein of 661 amino acids. NCBI's taxonomy places the organism in Eukaryota, Metazoa, Chordata, Mammalia, Rodentia, Spalacidae. The transcript has 6 exons. The record is from RefSeq and is a predicted model, not a curated record. Gene Ontology annotation, molecular function: DNA-binding transcription factor activity, RNA polymerase II-specific; RNA polymerase II cis-regulatory region sequence-specific DNA binding. Gene Ontology annotation, biological process: regulation of DNA-templated transcription.